Molecule: messenger RNA, 1483 nt
Organism: Ceratosolen solmsi marchali
Lineage: Eukaryota; Metazoa; Arthropoda; Insecta; Hymenoptera; Agaonidae
Exons: 6
Coding region: 459-1136 (225 amino acids)
Source: RefSeq, a predicted model, not a curated record
UCGGUCCUCAGUCUCGUUCUCCCUCCCAGUUAUUAUCCACAGGUAAUAAUAACGUCAGCAGUAGUUGAAGCCGUAGCGGCUGUGCUAGAAGUAGCAGUAACAGCAACAGCGGCCGAGGAGAUAGCGAAGUCGCGCCCCUCAGUCCCCAUUUCCGGUGGCGCGCACUACUCUACUUUUUCUACUGGGCUCGAGCUGUGAUCGACGGGCCGCCGAAGGGGUCGCAGGUAUACCUUGCGGGAGUUACGCAGCGCACGCGGUCGUAGUUAUUGAUUCGAGUAAGUGACUCGGACACCGUAGAAGAGGACGAGGACGCCGAGGAGAGCCUCCGCCAGAGUCGAUACGCAGGCAAUCUUGGAAAAUCAGUUGGAGUAAUCAACAAAAGUUUUCAACCGAGCAAGCAGUGCGCAAGAGUUUGAUUUGUCAUUUAGCAAACUUUUUAAUUGAAUUUCACAUUCACAAUGAAGAUGGGACUUUUGAAAACUUUCCUCUACUACUUUCAACUCAGGCAGGGAACAAUUCUCAUAGCUAUAUUGCAACUGGUGUUAUCCGGCUACGUUAUGAUUUUCUUUGUCUUGGGCUUAAGACACGAGGCGGGAAUUCAGAAUAUGAUCGCGCGAGAUACCGAAGAUGUGCUGGAGCGCGAGGCUCUCGAGGAAAUUACUUCGAAACACAUUAACAGCCAUCGAAUGGAGCUCGCGCAUCACAAUGUCACUGAAAAAGUUUACUUGAUAUAUUGCGGACUAGUGAUUGUAAUUGUCCACUUUGUUUCGACGCUUUUGCUACUUUACGGUGCUCUAAUGAACAAUCGCUACCUCAUGACACCAUGGAUGAUGGGAAUGAUGACAAUAAUCGUAGCCUUGAUUAUAUCUCUGUUCCUCGUUCAAGAAGAUUGCCCAUUCAUUGCUGUUAUUGGUGGAAGAGCUAAUGUUAUUGACCGCCUCCUCGUGCUUACCCUCGCCCUCGUCUGCUUGUACAUGUGGCUCGUGGUCUACAGCACGUACAGAUAUCUGGAAAUAAAGAAGGGCGUGAUACACGAAGUGCACACCGUGAACGAGAAGAAGUACAUGCGUCCAACGACGGAGAACAAGAAACCGCAACGCCAGCACGUGGCCCUACCCCAACCCUACGACGUGUGAAAGAAGCCCUCGAUGCCCACCCUAGGCAAAACGACAAUGGCGCCAAGAAAGCAGAGGGUUCUCGUCUAAGAUCUUCUCGUUUCGCCCAGCCGACCCAGCCCCUUCUAUCCCUAAAAAUAACGGACCAAACGAGGACUGCUUACAACGCACCCGGGGAACAGGUUAUUGGACAAGCUGUUAUAUUUUUUGUACCCCAGUAUCGAGUGUCGAAUUGCUGCAUAACGUCUGUUCAAAUCGCUUCGCGAGAAGACAAAAUUAAACCGAACCUGUAUUUUUCGUACGUAGUCCUUGUAUCCCCUUGUAUCGCGUGUAAUGGCCGCAACGUCGCUCAUUCUCUCCUAUGAAAU